ACUUUUCUUGACGCCGAGGCCUCGGCCCACGCCGUUCCCUACCAUGCGGACUUUUAGUGUACGCUCGGUCCGCAAGCACCGUGGUACCGGGUGCGUAGACGUUCCUUUUGGCGACGGACUGUGGAGACGCCUGAGCGUACGCAUUUUGCGCCCACAUGUACUUCGCGAUGACAAGGUGCCCCUGCAGGCGGGUGGCUCGGCGGAUGGCGCACGAGCAAUUGACUGGCCCUCUCGUCGCAUCAUGCUCGGGAGAAUGUCGCAGUAUUUUUUUUAAAGACAGUUCUGCAGACAUGCAAGAAACAGUUUAUAUCCGACCGAGGUUUCUGAGUGGAUUAGACAUGCUGAUUUAGAGAAAAAAAGCUGAGAAAGGCGGACCAGGAGCGGAAAAGGAGCAGCUUGAGUACGAGCGGUAACAUGACAGAGCUGAGACAUGCCCACCAGAUAUCGUGGGUGCAAAGACAGAUGAAACUGCAGGAAGAAGAAUACACCACUACAUUUCAAGUACCGCUAUUGUGCGUGACCUGGAACGUCAAUGCGACGAAGGAAGAAAUUGAAAUAUGGCCCAUUUUUCUGGAGUGUAAUGUGGUGCCGGAGGUGCUACUUAUAGGAUUUCAAGAGGUAGACAUGUCUGCGGAGAGCGUGUUGAAGAUGGAGACGCCUCGAGCGCAGCAGUGUGCGGAGACGGUGAUGAGUCAGCUGCAAUUUGCGGCUGAAUAUAUUUUUGAGCCGCUAAGACAGCAGAAACAGAAGAGAGGGCUGUCUGAGUUGCAGAAUGAGUACGUGGAGUAUAUGAGUCGCAAGAAGGUUAGCGUGUUUUCUGGGACGGAUCAGGCGUACGUAUUGGUCGAGUUUAAUCAAAUGGCAGGUUUGGUGAAUUUGGUGGCGGUUUUGAAGAAGCAUAAAGCCUACAUAUCUGAAUUGCGGGUAGUGAAGAAGGCUACUGGCGUUUUGAACAUAUUGGCGAAUAAGGGCGGUGUGGCAAUUAGGUUUCGGUUUUACGAUUCGACGUUUUGUUUCAUCAAUUCACACUUCAAUGCACACAAAUCAAAUUUGACACGUCGGACGCAAGAUUAUCGUGAGCUGAGUUCGAUAUGUUUUGAGGGCUUGCCUGUUGAGACGGGGAUUUACGACCACGAUUUUGUGAUAUGGCAGGGGGACCUGAACUACCGGGUCGAAACGAGCACGGCCGAGGCAUAUCGGUUGAUUGAGGAAAAAGACUGGGGCCAACUGUUGGCGACUGACCAGCUAACGAUGCAGAUGAGGUCUGGGCUGGUGUUUUGCGAUUGGAAGGAGGCGCCGAUUGCUUUUGCGCCGACCUACAAAUACAUCUGCAAUACGGAUUCUUACUCUAAAGAGAGCAGGAGGACACCAUCUUGGUGCGACAGAGUUUUAUGGCGUUCUAGGAAGGGAGUGGACUGCCUGCACUACGCGCGCCACGAGUUGUUGAUUUCGGACCACCGUCCGGUGUCUUGCCUUUUGAUGGUACCGGUAAGCAUUGCAGAUGCUAAUAAGCAGAGAAAAGUGCUCAAUCAGCUGCUGAGGGAAAUCGAUCAAACUGAGAAUGAGUUUCUCCCGGAGGUGACACUUUCGACAACUGAAUGCGAUUUUGGCUACGUGCGCUUCAUGGUUGCGUCUGAAUACAAAUUGGAGCUGACUAACACGGGGAAAAUACUUUGCAGUUGGGAAUUCGUUCCGAAGCUGGACGAAAAGGACAUUUGUAGACCUUGGUGCAAGGUCUAUCCCAAGGGUGGGCUCUUGAUGCCGUCGGAAAAAGUUCAAAUCACCUGUACAGUGUACAUCAAUGAACGCCAAGUUGCGCUGUUCAACAUGAAACAAGAGAAAAUAUACGACAUCCUGAUUCUGCAUUUAGACAACAGUAGAGACCAUUUCAUCACUUUGAAGGGCAAAUACUUGGUUUCGUCGUUCGGCUGGAGUCUGGAACAGUUGGUCCGGCUGAAGGAGUCGGUCAGAACGUCUCUCUUGGUGGAAGAUGGCGACCAAGACGCGCUGAUGUCCGAGGCGAUCCCACUUUCUGUCUCCGACGUUCCCCAGCCAGAAGUCGGCAUGCUCGGCUCUCCCUCGGAUGUGCUCUCGUCCGAUCCACCCCUCCCGGUGCCAAAAGAGCUCUGGAUGCUGAUCGAUUGGCUGUACCAACAUGCCGUGGGCGUCAAGGACCUGUUCAUAGAGGGCGGCAUCACAAAGGAAAUGGAAACGAUUCGAGAGCUUCUCGACAACUACCUGGCCAUCCCAUCGGACAUGGAUCCACACAGCACCGCCGAAACCCUUCUUUGCUUCUUAGGCAGCCUGAGAGAACCCCUGAUUCACCCGCACGUGUACCCAUACCUUCUGGAGGCGCCAACUCUAGGACAGGUCCAGCGCCUGUUCAACAGUCUCUCCUACGUACAUUGCAAUACACUAUUUUAUAUUGUGUGCUUGAUCAGGUAUCUGAAAGAAAACGACGAGACGUUCGACGUCGGGGAGGUGGCUUUCUUGUUGUCAGAGCUAUUCAGCCGUCAAAAGGAGUCGGCGAGUCAACAGGCCAAGUUUUGGACUUUUGUGUUUCAGUUGCCCAGUCGCGGGAAGUGACGUUUCGCGGUGGUUGCUGACCUACGGACCGCACUCUGUGGGUAUUGGCUCGGCAGGUUUGUGGUUUUUUUGCGCCCUUUCUUCUUCGACAGAGUUUCGAGUUUCGCCUUGGCGACGCGGCACGCGUCGCACUUGGUUUGGCGGCUUUCCCCGGUCCAUUGGAGCGCGAACGAGGGUCGUUUCCUCCUUCUUCGGCGCCAUACGAGACAAAGAUAAAAAAGCGUACCCAGCUUUUAGGGCCUGUCAACAAUUUUUCAGAG
Molecule: messenger RNA, 2846 nt
Organism: Schistocerca gregaria
Lineage: Eukaryota; Metazoa; Arthropoda; Insecta; Orthoptera; Acrididae
Product: inositol polyphosphate 5-phosphatase OCRL-like
Exons: 3
Coding region: 415-2586 (723 amino acids)
Biological process (GO): phosphatidylinositol dephosphorylation; signal transduction
Molecular function (GO): phosphatidylinositol-4,5-bisphosphate 5-phosphatase activity
Source: RefSeq, a predicted model, not a curated record